This is a messenger RNA of Chelmon rostratus (copperband butterflyfish), 3778 nucleotides long. It is a transcript of the gene rnf10, whose product is annotated as ring finger protein 10. Bases 372 to 2729 code for a protein of 785 amino acids. Gene Ontology annotation, molecular function: metal ion binding; transcription cis-regulatory region binding. The record is from RefSeq and is a predicted model, not a curated record. Lineage: Eukaryota; Metazoa; Chordata; Actinopteri; Chaetodontiformes; Chaetodontidae. Gene Ontology annotation, biological process: positive regulation of transcription by RNA polymerase II; positive regulation of myelination. The transcript has 17 exons.
CUUGCUUGGCGACCCGUCGCCAUUACUGCAAGUUCGUUGGAACGGGUAUUUUUUUUGGUCAAAAUCUUUAAAUUCACAGGUUUUCCAGCUUUCGGGAAACAUUUACCGCCUUUUAGCGGGCAUAUUGUUUUCCUGAACGAGUAAAAACCUUCAGUUCGGGGGUCUUGGCCCCGCGUGGCGAGCUUUCGUCCUCUCUUCCAACUGCCUCCAUAACUUGAGACGCCGAAAUCGUGUCUCUUAUUUUUUCUCGGGUUUGUUUUAUUGUCAAGAUGUCGCCGUGAUGGGGUCUCCGCGUUUGACAGAAAUGAAUCAGGGCCUUCGUCGCCUGACCCGCACUCACUGCAGCCCGCUUUCCUCUGUUUUCCUGUUUGAUGCUAGAGAGCUCGGCGGCUCUCUGCCCGGAGCUCGGCCUCAACACCACUCACUGCGCGAAGACCAGCAUGGAGAAAAACACCAACAGCAGCACCAGCAGCAAGGUUCCGCCCCGUUCCAGCUCCACAGGCCCGGCACCGGGCGAAUCUAAACCCAAAACAGAAAGUAAAAAUAAUGGAGGCUCCAAACGCUACAGCCGCAAGCGCGAGCCCUCCUUUCCUAAAGCCGACAGUUUCCCAGGCCCUCGCCGCACCAAUUCACAGAAAAGCAAGAAUUUUGACAAGAGACCCUCUCAGAGAGGUGGACGACAGUAUGGAGUUACAGGUGGAGGACGACGUGAGGAGGUAGCAGAGACGCGCCGGGCCGAGUUUAGCCCGGCUCAGUUUGCUGGACCGAAGAAAAUAAGCCUGAACCACCUGCUGAACUUCACCUUUGAACCACGUGGAGGUAGUGGUGGUGUCGGAGAUGGAGGCCACUCCUGCUGGGGCCGCCGAAACAAAUGGGGCCACAAGCACAAGCCCUUCAACAAGGAGCUUUUUCUGCAGGCCAACUGCCAGUUCGUGGUGACUGACGACCAGGACUACAAGGCUCACUUCACUGAUCCUGACACUCUGGUCAACUGGGACUGUGUGCAGCAAGUGCGCAUCUACAGUCACGAGGUGCCGUCUUGCCCCAUCUGCCUGUACCCUCCUUUGGCAGCCCGCAUCACCCAGUGCGGCCACAUCUUCUGCUGGCCGUGCAUGCUGCACUACCUGUCUCUUAGUGACAAGAGCUGGUCCAAGUGCCCCAUCUGCUAUGAGGCCGUUCAUACAGCUGACCUGAAGAGUGUGGUUGCUAUGGAGACCAGGCAGUACGUGGCUGGUGACGUCAUCACCAUGCGCCUGAUGCGGAGGGAAAAGGGGGCUCUGGUGGCCAUGCCGAGCUCUCAGUGGGUGAAGGUGGAGGAACCUGUUCGCUUUGGAGAUGCGAGUCUUAGCCCGUACUCCAAGCUGCUGCUGAUCUCCCCGGCCCAGGCCUUGAGCCUGGUGGCGGAGGAGAAGGCCGUCCUGCAGGCUCAGCUCAGCCAGGAAGAGGACGCCCACGGCUGCUUCAUCCAGAGCGCCCUUUGUCUUUUGCAGGAGGGAGAGGAAACGCUGCUGAAGCAGCAGAAGACAAACGCAGGCGACAGCCUCGACUUCUCCUCUCUGACUCUGGAAGAAGCUUCUUCUCCUGUGGAGGAAGUGGUUACUAACAUCAGCAGCACCAAGCCUGUGCUGCAGUACUCCUCUGCAUUUGAUGACGAGGUGGCGGAGGUCCCAGAGGACGCUGCUGCAGAGCUGCCCGGCUUCCCUGAUGGCAUUUUGGAGUGUGUGCUGGAGGAGCCUCCAGAGGCAGCCCCAGAGCUCCAGCCCGAUGAGGAGAGCCCUGCCAGCCAGGCCGAGGCAGGCCGCCCCUCAACCAGUGUGGUGCACGGACCCUACUACUAUUUCUACCAAGCUGACGACUGCCAGCAGAUGUUCCUGCAUCCUGUGAAUGUACGCUGUCUGCUGCGUGAGUACGGCAGCUUGGAGGCCAGUCCUGACUCCAUCACCGCCACCGUGGUGGAGACGGUGGGACACACAGUCACUGAGGAGAUCCGUCGUCGGCAUCGUUAUCUGGCUCAUCUGCCGCUCACAUGCGAGUUCAGCAUCUGCGAGUUGGCCCUGCAGCCGCCAAUCCUGUCCAAGGAAACGCUGGACACAUUCGCAGAUGACCUGGAGAAGAGGAAGCGGCUGAGGCAGAAGAAAAUGAGGGAUGAGAAACGCAGAGAGAAGCGAAUUGAAAUUGAAGAGAACAAGAAGCAGGGUAAAUAUCCUGAGGUGCAUAUUGGAUUAGAGAACCUUCAGCAUUUCCCAGCGUUCGGCUCUCCGCCUUACAACAGCAGCCCCCCAGUUCAGCCUGACUUCACAUUUGCCCCCCCUUCACCCCUCAGCAGCAGUCCUUCCUCCGAUGGGAUGAGAUUCCCAAGUCUGAACGGGCAAAGCACUUCACCCAUUGUGGGUAGUGUGGAGGACGACUCCCACUGUCUGUCCUUUGCACAGAUGCUAAGAGACGGGAAAGCCAGAGUCGAUGCUGGGCCCAGGAUCACCCCAAAGAAAGAUACGCUGCUCGCUCCCCCGGCAGCAGACAGCGACGGAGAGAGCGACGGCUCGGACCGGGUCCCUGUGCCCAGCUUCCAGAACUCCUUCAGCCAGGCCAUCGAGAAGGCGCUCCUGCAGCUGGACAGCGGUUCAGCUUCUCCUCCACGAGCUGUUGUGGAGCCAGAUGAGAAAGGAGGAAAGAAGAAGAAGAAGAAGCAGAAACUUCUGUUCAGCACAUCCAUGGUUCACACAAAGUAGACGACACUGAAGUUCAUGUCAUCAUAGUUUUUCUUGAGUUAAUCUUCCCACUGCUUGUUUUUACUUCCAUGCAGACCUUUCUUGGAACUAUUAGCUACAGCUGUAGGUGUAGUUCAUGCUGCUUUUAGUCAUUGUUCCAUGGGUUUAAUCCACCGUUUGGUUGGCAUCCAUCAGUUUGAUUUGCGUUUUGUUGUACUAUUAGAUCAAAGCUUUGCAGCAACCUCCUGUCACACUGAAAAGCCUUUUGAGUAGGAUUUUCUAUCGGCACUAAGUAAAGAAAAGAGUAUAACAAGCUUCUGGCUCUCAUUAUCUGUUUUCAUGGCUUCAGAUUCUUUACGUUUGUCACAGGUGGUUGCUGUAUUAAGAACGUUCCUGAAGUGGACCCUGAGUGUUUUCUCUGGGAUCCAUGAGUAACAUGGAUAAGAUGAUUCUGGGGUGCUUUGCAUUAGAGUAGCAGUCAGCCAGCUGCAGAGAUGUUGCACCUUCUGAUCUUUCCAGGAUACUCAGACAUUAACAAUCUGGACCUUCACAUUAAAACAGAUGGAAACAAUGAACAGAUUUUUCCCAGUACUUAUCACAGGUAACAUUUGGAGUAGUGCCUCGUCGCCCUUCUAGAGAAUAGAUUUUGGAGAUGGCUUCUUUGAGAUCUAUGCUCCAGUAUUUUGUAACAACAAUAUGAAUACAUAAUGUUGUAGUACCAUUGUGAGGAAGUGAAAACACAGUAUUGUAUUAAAGAGGUUAAAUCCAUUGGUGCAGCAGAACUUCAGUGUAUUGGUCAAACCAUAAAUGCACACCUCUCAUUCAGUUUCUCCUCUGUAUCAUCUUCAGUUGUAGAGUGUUUACUAACCUGUAACAUUACUCCCCCAGUUUAAUUUCAGUGUUUGAAGAUGUGUGAAGAAUCGCUGACCUUUAAGGAGUGCUUGUGAAGAAAAGGGGAUUGAAAAUGUGUUUUGUUGGAGGGUUCUUUAAUUCACCUUUAAUUUUGAGCAAGUAUAUAGACUAGUAAACAUAACUAGUCUGUUGAAAUGAAUAAACAAUUAUGCACAAUC